GUAUGACCGUACAUGCAAAAACAAAGAUUGUUGCAACAACAAUAUUUUCUGGUCAAAGUAAACAAAACCAAAUAAUUUAAGCUAAUCAAGGAAAAUCUGGAGAUAUGAGCAACAGCGAGGAUUCGCAACAGUAUCUGAACGACAUGCUGGUCAAAGAGGAGGACGAGGCGUCCGGUGACGAAUCGGACAAACAGGAUGGAGGGAUUAUGCUGCGAGAACAGGACCGCUUCCUGCCCAUCUGCAACAUCAUCAAGAUCAUGAAGGUGCCGGUGCCCCAGAACGGCAAGAUUGCCAAGGACGCACGCGAGUGCAUCCAGGAGUGCGUCUCCGAGUUCAUAUCCUUCAUCAGCAGCGAGGCCAUCGAACGCAGCGUAGCCGAGAACCGGAAAACAGUCAACGGGGACGACCUACUGGUGGCCUUUAGCAAUCUGGGAUUCGACAACUACGUGGAGCCACUGUCCAUUUACCUGCAAAAGUACCGAGAGUCAAACAAAUCGGAUCGCAAUCUCUUCCUGGACGCCAGUUAUCCUCAUACCGAAGAUGGAUCCUCUACGAACGAGGCGGGAAAGCAGUAGCACCUGGUCUGCAGACCCUGGUAGUUAAGGUUAUAUAGGUAGUUCUGACAGUAAAACAUAAUUUGUAGUAUAAUUCAACGUGAUUCUUAAAAAACUUGCAGUUUAAUAUACAUUUUAAGUUUAAAUAACGUCUAAAGUAAAUACAGGUAUAUUAUUAUUUUUUAUCUGCACCAUGUUCAAGAUUUUGAAUUAAAGUUGUAAACUUGGUUUUUAAGUCAAUUAA
Drosophila suzukii is the source of this 798-nucleotide messenger RNA. It is a transcript of the gene Nf-YB, whose product is annotated as nuclear factor Y-box B. Gene Ontology annotation, cellular component: CCAAT-binding factor complex. Gene Ontology annotation, molecular function: RNA polymerase II cis-regulatory region sequence-specific DNA binding; protein heterodimerization activity; DNA-binding transcription activator activity, RNA polymerase II-specific. The record is from RefSeq and is a predicted model, not a curated record. Gene Ontology annotation, biological process: regulation of transcription by RNA polymerase II. Lineage: Eukaryota; Metazoa; Arthropoda; Insecta; Diptera; Drosophilidae.